AUGAUCACAGUGAUCUCAGCCUUCUUCUUUGCUUCAUGGGUUCUGUGGAAGCUGAUGAAUCGGUGGAAUAGACAAGCCCCUCUGCGUAAAAUCGCAGGCCCGCCUAGCCCGUCGUUAUUGACAGGUCAUAUGGGCCAGGUAUAUAGUCAACAAGGUUGGAAGUUUCAUGCCGAUCUUGCAGCAAAUUACGGCAAAGUCGUCAAGCUCGAUGGAAUCCUAGGAGACGCACACUUAUAUGUCAGCGAUACCAGAGCUCUUCAUAAUAUCUUGGUCAAAGAUCAGCACAUAUUUGAAGAGUCGUCGCAUUUCAUCCAGCAGAAUAGACUCAUAUUCGGCAUGGGACUGGCAUCGACCUUAGGCGACCAUCAUAAGCGACAACGGAAGCUCUUGAACCCUGUCUUUUCCAGCAGCCAUAUGCGGUAUAUGAUGCCAACUUUCCAUCGAAUUUCUCAUCAGCUUCGAGAUGUCCUUAUUCGGAUGACCAAGGGUUGUUCGGCAGAGGUUGAUAUGAUGGACUGGAUGACGCGUGCUGCGCUUGAGAUCAUCGGUCAAGGAGGGCUUGGAUACUCUUUUGAUAGCCUAAAUGACAAGAUCGAGAACUCGUAUGGUAAUGCGGCGAAAACCUUAUGGCCUACCAUCAACUCGCCACCGAUCAUGAUCAUAGGGCAAUUCUUACCUUGGGCUGUCAAGUUUGGAAAUGCCGCUUUCCGCAGGGCUAUUGCGGAAGCAAUUCCCGAAAAAACCAUCCGGCAACUUGUUAAUAUCGUCAAUAUCAUGGACACUACGGCUAAGGAAGUUUUCGAGAUCAAGAAGACGGCUCUUAACAAAGGUGACGAGGCUAUGCUUGCACAAAUAGGAGAGGGCAAAGACAUCAUGAGCAUCCUAUUGAAAGCGAACCUGGCUGCUUCGGAAGAAGAUUCACUUACCGAAUCAGAGCUGCUAGCUCAAAUGAACGUUCUGAUCUUCGCAGCUAUGGACACGACAUCAUCUGCACUCGCCCGCAUUCUCCAUCUGCUGAGCGAACAUGUUGAAGUCCAAGAGAAGCUUCGUGCCGAACUCACGGAGGCUGCAGCCAAAGGCGCCCUGGAUUUCGACAGUCUAAAUGGCCUUCCUUACUUGGAUGCCGUAUGCAGGGAAACGCUCAGACUGUAUCCUCCGGUCCCGUAUGUAAAUAGAACUACUCGCCAGGACGUAGUUCUACCUUUGGGGACGCCCAUAACCGGGGUCGAUGGAACUGAAAUUUCAAAAAUCACGAUUCCCAGGAAUACAGGGAUCAUCGUCAGCAUCAUCGCAGUCAACCGUGAUCCAGGCAUCUGGGGCCCAGAUGUGAUGGAAUGGAAACCCGAAAGGUGGCUUUCGACCCUGCCCGCGUCGGUGACAGACGCUCGCAUCCCGGGGAUCUACUCAAACACGUUAACAUUCUUGGGUGGUGGUCGCUCGUGCAUCGGCUUUAAAUUUUCUCAGCUGGAAAUGAAGGUUAUCCUUGCCUCUUUGAUUCCUGCCAUCCGGUUCUCUGCUUCGAAGAAACGCAUAGGUUGGGUGAUGGGAGGACUCACGGGACCUGUCCUGGAGGGGACUUCCCAGCCGUCGAUGCCUCUAAUUUUAACUCCGGUGAAAAGCGAACAGAAUGUUCAAUAGACGACUUGUCUCAUUCCUCAGGCCCUUUCGUAUUGUAUGUAUAUUUCGCAUCGGAAACUCUCAUACAGCGUGUAUUACACUCAUC
This is a messenger RNA of Heterobasidion irregulare TC 32-1, 1723 nucleotides long. RefSeq names its product cytochrome P450 monooxygenase 47 (gene cyp47). Gene Ontology annotation, molecular function: iron ion binding; monooxygenase activity; heme binding. Lineage: Eukaryota; Fungi; Basidiomycota; Agaricomycetes; Russulales; Bondarzewiaceae. The record is from RefSeq and is a predicted model, not a curated record. The coding region runs from base 1 to 1638 and encodes 545 amino acids. The transcript has 14 exons.